This is a messenger RNA of Meloidogyne enterolobii, 540 nucleotides long. The record is from the annotation of a GenBank genome assembly. NCBI's taxonomy places the organism in Eukaryota, Metazoa, Nematoda, Chromadorea, Rhabditida, Meloidogynidae.
AUGGCUCUUACUUUUCAAUUCGGAAACGUUGUAAAGAAUUUGCCUAGGGUAUCUUAUGUCAAAGCUUUGGACAUUUGGAUGUUUGGCUGUAUGGGUUUCAUUUUCCUCUCACUAGUUGAGGUUUUUCAUAAUAGCGUUUUCCUAUUAACUUUUUUUAAGCUGGCCGUGGUGGGCUUUUUCGAUAAACUGGAAUCGAGAAGGAGAAGAACCCGUCGAACAAAAGACUACAUGUUAGUACAUUCGGAUAGUGAGCAACAAUGGCUAUCUCGCAUGCCAAGUCGUACAAUGCCGCAAGAAGUGUUAGGCGGUGAUUGCAGAACAACUUCGUCAAUUGGAAUGCGACUAUCUAACGGCUCCAUAACAAGUCCAAGAAUGCAAUGUUCCAAACCAAAAAAAGUCACCAAAAUAGAAGAUGAAGGCAGAAUAAUCAGUGGGGAAUUUAUUGACGAUGUCUCGGCGAAACUGUUCCCAGCAAUGUUUCUCGCUUUCAACCUUUUCUAUUGGUUCUACUACAUAGGUCUUUCAGUAUCAAGGCCAUGA